Penicillium diatomitis is the source of this 627-nucleotide messenger RNA. It is a transcript of the gene rcf1, whose product is annotated as respiratory supercomplex assembly factor RCF1. The transcript is spliced from 3 exons. Gene Ontology annotation, cellular component: mitochondrion. The record is from RefSeq and is a predicted model, not a curated record. Gene Ontology annotation, biological process: mitochondrial respirasome assembly. Lineage: Eukaryota; Fungi; Ascomycota; Eurotiomycetes; Eurotiales; Aspergillaceae. The coding region runs from base 1 to 627 and encodes 208 amino acids.
AUGAAUCGUUCACCGGUCCCUUCGUCUUUUGACGAGAGCCCCCACGAGUCUGCGCGGUCGCGCAAUGCCUUUUGGACUGGGAUCGUUCCGCUUGAAGAUGAAGAGCUAAUCCCGAUCCCUUUCGAUAGCCAAUUCAAGGAGGAGAGCGGUGCACAGAAGUUUACCCGACGUCUAAAGGAAGAGCCACUGAUCCCCUUAGGAUGCGCCGCAACAUGCUACGCCCUCUACCGUGCCUACCGAUCGAUGCGAGCCGGCGACUCUGCGGAAAUGAACCGCAUGUUCCGUGCGCGUAUCUACGCUCAGGCUUUUACACUUGUCGCUAUCGUCGCGGGUGGAAUGUACUUUAAGACCGAGCGCCAACAGCGCCGCGAAUUCGAACAGGCCGUCGAGGAGCGAAAAGCACAGGAGAAGCGUGAUGCAUGGCUCCGUGAGCUCGAGAUCCGUGACAAGGAGGAUCGGGAAUGGCGUGAGCGUCAUGCAGCUAUCGAGGCAGCGGCCAAGGAAGCUGCUGGACAGAGGCCUUCUUCCAGCGAACCCGACGCUGCUCGGUCAGCGAUCGAGCCUGCGGAUCAAAAGUCAAUCGGUGUGAUGGAUGCUGUGCGAGCUCUGCUCUCGAAGAAGGACUAG